AUGGGGCCGUCUGCCAUCACCUCAGUCACUUCAAACAACUGCUAUCACCCCCUCUUGGGACACAAAUGGCCAUUAAACCAACCCAAAGACAAAGGAACUUCUACUUCAAAGAGGCCGUGUUAUCACCUCGGAAGGGUCAUGUGGCCUCCACAGGACAGACAGCCGUACGCGCACAUUCUGCCACGCGUGUGCAGGAGGAUUGUUGUUUUCCCCGUGAAAGGAAGGGCCUUCUUCAACAACCACAACGGCCUCUCAUCUUAUCCAGAACAACAGCCGCGUGUUUCUCCACAUCCACAACGCGUGAGGAGCGGAGCCAGAGACCCGAUCAACGACCCGGUCUUCUCACAGUAA
This is a messenger RNA of Knipowitschia caucasica, 351 nucleotides long. The record is from the annotation of a GenBank genome assembly. Lineage: Eukaryota; Metazoa; Chordata; Actinopteri; Gobiiformes; Gobiidae.